Adineta ricciae is the source of this 1026-nucleotide messenger RNA. The record is from the annotation of a GenBank genome assembly. NCBI's taxonomy places the organism in Eukaryota, Metazoa, Rotifera, Eurotatoria, Adinetida, Adinetidae.
AUGACACACGGUCAGAAUACUAAUCAACAGUUACGAGAAAUGAACGAGUCAAUAUUGACUCAUUUAUUCCUUCCAUAUCACCUACCUUCAUCGUCAGAUGCAGAUUUCUGUCUUCAAUCGAAUCACCGAUACGAAUAUGUGAUACUCGAAUGUAUGUCGAGGUUUUUAACGUCGUGUACAAUCGACAAUGAUCAGAUCAUCUCGCCUAUAAUCGAAACUUUAAUCACUUGUACACAACGAUGGCAUUUGCUACAGAAAAAUCUUUCAAUAACGAAUCUCAAAUCGACAUUUGAGCAAUUACACCCCGGUGAUUUCCUUCCACUAUAUUUUCAUGCCCAAAAUGCUGCCAUUCUGAUUGAGAUUGAUGAAAAUAAUAGUCAUCAACCGUCAAUAUCGUCUUGGCAAGUCUCGUUACCAACUGAGAAAAUUAGUUCGUCGCUGCAAUCACAUCAAGCUUGUUUUCCGGUGAAUGUUUACCGUCUUUCCGAGCGUUCUUGCCUCACUUCGACCGCUCAUUGUGAAUUACUACUCGACUUUAUGAAAAAUCCAAUUGAAUACUCGAAAUCCUACAAAAUCUCUCGUGACGUUCCUUUCUCUCAUUAUGUUACACAAUGGUACAUUCAACAAUUUCCAAACGUUACAUUAGAUAAUAGCUGCAAGCAUACGAUUGAAUUUACGAAGAAAUUUCGUGAUCAGAUUCGAUGGAACAAUGGUGCAUUACCUUUCCGACGUUCAGGUCUAUGGCUGACGACGAAAGUUGUAUUCGAAACGAUCUUAACAAAACGUUUAGGAAAACAUGGAAUUCUUGUUUACAAACUAUUGAUAACACAUUUUUUAACUGAUAUGAUUUACACCAAAGAGUCAUCGAUGGAUUUGCUUGUUCAUGCUAUACGAAAAAUUCUUCGUCGACUGAAUAAANCUCAACCAUGGUCGCUUGCAAUUGAACAUAUUCCGUUCCCGGUAUAUGAUAUGUUGUUAUCAUCAAAUCCUUUUCAGCUUGGAUUUCCGCUUGACGGUGACUUUUAA